Molecule: messenger RNA, 1344 nt
Organism: Miscanthus lutarioriparius
Lineage: Eukaryota; Viridiplantae; Streptophyta; Magnoliopsida; Poales; Poaceae
Source: the annotation of a GenBank genome assembly
AUGCGCGCGCCGCCGCCCAGGCGGCGGCGGUCGUCCCCUGCUGCCCCGGCGCCUUCUCCAUCCGCCGCCGUCAGCUCGCCGCCUUCUCCCUACGCGGCGUUCGCGUCGCUGGGCCCAGGUCCGGCGCCGGGUCCGGGUCCAGGUCCGGCGCCUGAGCCGUCUGCGGCGUUCGCGGGCGGCAGGCGCGGCGGAUCGAGCCUGAGCCCGCCGCUCAUUGCGAUGCUGGCGGUGGUGGGCGCGGCGCUGCUGGUGGUGCUGUACGCGCGGCUGGUGAGCCGCGUGUUCCGCGCGGCGCGGCGGCGGUGGCGGCGCCGGCGCCGCCUCCGGCUGCUGAUGAUCCCGGGGUCCUCCCCCUCGGCGCGCGGCGGCGGGGACGAUUCGUUCGCGUCCUUCACCACGUACGACAACUACUACCACACCUUCUCGCCCUACUACGGCCUGGACGACGCCGCCAUCAAGUCGCUCCCGUCGGCGCAGUACCUGGCCACCGGCGCCGGCGGCGCCGGCUCGUCGUCGUCGUCGGCGCGGGGCUCCGGCGCGUCGAGGGAGUGCGCGGUGUGCCUGCUGGAGUUCGCGGAUGGCGACGAGCUCCGCGCGCUGCCGCUGUGCGCGCACGCGUUCCACGCCGACUGCAUCGACGUGUGGCUCCGCGCGCACGCGUCCUGCCCGCUGUGCCGCGCCGCCGUCGCGCUCCCCCCGCCCGUGCCGUCGCCGCUCCACCGUGCCGCCGCGCGCCGGGUGCGGCCCAGCCUCGACGACCUCCUCUUCUUCCACCCGGUGCCGCCUGCUCAUGCUCCGGUGGCGGCGGCGGUGGGAGCGGGCGAGCAGCAGCAGCAGGCGGAGAUCGCGCCGGCCAGCCCGGACCAGCAGCUGGCGGUCGGCGCCAGGGACUUCCUGCUGAAGCGCUCCUACUCCUUCGGCUUCGAGCGCAGCCUCGCCAUGGUGGAGGCGGCGUCCACUGCGUCGCCUCCGUGGCGGUACCGCGUGUCCUCCGCCGCAGGCGCCGCGACCGACGGCGGGACCACCUCCCGGGGCCGCGGCUUCUGGAGCAAGCGCUGGCCGUCCCCGUUCGGCGGCGGCGGCGGCACGGGCGGGUCCGCGGCCGCACGCGUCUUCUCCUUCCGGUCGUACCGCGGCGGCGGCGGCGGCGCGGCGUGCAAGCCGUCCCCGUUCUCCCGCCGGUUCCGCGGCGGCGGGAGCGGCUUCUUCAUGUCGCUGGCGUCGGAGCCGCCCUCGAUCCUGGCCGCCGCGGCGAGGCGGAGCAGCCGCGCGGCCGCCGCGUCGAGCCGGCUCCGGUGCGGCGACCCCGAGGCGCUGCUCUCGCCGGACCGGCUGAGCUGCUGA